Mercenaria mercenaria is the source of this 2569-nucleotide messenger RNA. RefSeq lists its product as uncharacterized. NCBI's taxonomy places the organism in Eukaryota, Metazoa, Mollusca, Bivalvia, Venerida, Veneridae. The transcript is spliced from 3 exons. The coding region runs from base 455 to 1255 and encodes 266 amino acids. The record is from RefSeq and is a predicted model, not a curated record.
UUUACCUUUAACAAUCUAAAAUGUAUGACAACUCUCAAUACCAUGUAAGGAUGCAAUAAUGUCGUCUAAGGUUGAUUCAAAGUUGUGUCACUCAAAACUGUGAUCAUCGCUGUAACUCAUUACCGGUGGAUCAAUACAAAUUAUACGGAAUGACGACAGGAGCGAACUUUUUUUUAUUACACAAUCAGCUAUAAUUCUAUUAGAGCAUAAAGUUUAUUUUCAGUUUUGGUACAGAGUUAUAAGCAAUGGAGUACUGUUAUUGCAUUGAGAGACAACACCAUCUGACAAGCGAGCUGUGUUACGAAUAAUUGACAAUGUGUAUGAGGGAUUGGAUUAUCUAUCCGACUAUUAUGAUUAUUUCCAAAACAGCAAACACGUGACUUCGUAUGUUUACACGGAAAAUGAGAAAAUCAUUGCGUAUGUAGCUUGUUUUCGAGUAGAUAAUGGAGAAACCAUGGUAUCAAGAGCAUCUCGAGUUUCUCUUGUCCACCGGGGCAAUCAAGUAUAUAAACGUUUCAUAAGCCAGGUUGAGACCCUUCAAAAAGAGAACGGAUUACCUAUUUACCACGCGCUUCUUAAAACUAAAGACCCAUCAGAAAGCUUCUUAGGAACCUACAAACUGGUUGCCACAAAGGCAAUCCAUAUGUUUGAAUAUCGCAAAAGCAAUGUAUCAAGCAAACUUAAAUCGCAUACGGCCGAUUACGCAACUAAAACAAAAGUAAUAGACAAUAUACCAGCUGACUUCCUGUCUCCGCCAUACAGCAAUUAUUUAUUUCCGGAAGGGCGUGUUAUCUUAGACUGGGUACCAUUUCGUUUUUUACAAACUAAUAUUCCAUUGUUAAAAGGAAGGAACACUGUUUUCAUUUCCGAUGUCGCUCAUGCUGUUGAAACAAAGUCGGAAAAAGAAAACAGUGAAACAGACACGCACCAAGAAACGCCAGUUGCUGAUAACAUGCAAGGUCUGUUGUCAGCAUGCACACUAAUCAGGACACAUCAUUGUUUUGACGUUUGCUGUAUUGUUGAUAUGUUUGGAAAUGACAUCCGUUCUUUAAGUGACCAUAUCAUCGUUCAUCUGCAGCGAAUACAUGACACAGACCUAGAAAAUAUUAAUUUGAUAAUUGUAACAUCGAAGGGAGCAUGUGAAAGCUGUUUGCUUGAUAAAAUUAUCGAGCCGUUUGAAAUCGAGAGGGUAACUAGCGGACCAAGAAAAGAAUACUGUACUGAGCAACACGUUUACGAAAAAGAAAUUGAAUAAUUUAAUAUACGCUGACACACACUUGACUGAACUGCAGUUGCAAUUUCUCAGCCUUUUUAUAACGGUUUCGGCUGCAUAAAUCAUAGAACGAUGUGAAACUACAAGAAAACAUUUCCAUGGACACAGGUACGGUUAUAACUGCGCAUGUGUAAAAUAGUUUAUCAUACGCAAAGAUGAAAGUAUAUAUAUAUAACGUAGCGAUUGUGCAAUUGUACCAAGAUCGUCAAGUACUACUUUCAUCUGAAUACUGUAAAAAGGGAUAUGGUUGUGUAACACAUUGUGCCGGACUCAUUGACGCGGAUUAUACGGAAUAGGACCCAGUCACGAAACGACCCUAUUUUUUUUAGAAAAAAUAUCUGAAAUAAAGGAAUAUUGCAGCAGAGCGAACUGCAAUGACCCCACAUGGUUACAUAUACAGCGCAUAAUUUCAUAAUUAUAAUAUAUUACGUUAGCAUGAGAAAUUUAUAUUUCUGUUCAAUUUGGAAAUCCAUAAAAUGAAAAGUUAAACUGUUUAAAACUUUAGUAAUAUAACAACUCAAAACUGAGCUGAAUAAAUUUGGAAACAAAGAUAAAUAUGACAAGUAAAUAACUGGUUUGAACAGUACAUCUAGUUACAUAAAACAUUGAAACGUCCGAUAGAAUGUAGUUUGCAUGAUGAUAUACGUUUGCAUCUUACACAAAAAGCCCGCCCGCUUAGCUCAGUAGGUAGAGCGUCGGUCUACGGAUCGCGGGGUCGUGAGUUCGAUCCUCGGGCGGGGCGUAUGUUCUCCGUGACUAUUUGAUAAACGACAUUGUGUCUGAAAUUAGUCCUCCACCUCUGAUUCAUGUGGGGAAGUUGGCAGUUACUUGCGGAGAACAGGUUUGUACUGGUACAGAAUCCAGGAACACUGGUUAGGUUAACUGCCCGCCGUUACAUGACUGAAAUACUGUUGAAAAACGGCGUUAAACCCAAAACAAACAAAACAAACUUACACAAAAAGCAAUAGAACUAUAACCAGAUUUUUUAAAAAAAAUUUUCAGAUACGAAUAAGUUGAAAAUAUUUCUUAGUGAUUUAAGUUUAGUUAGAUUAUAUGCCGAAAUCUUUUACAACACUUUAUAUAGAAGAAUGUUUUUGUAUGAUAUUUUGUAUACAAGUAGCUUAUUAACUAUUAGCAACAACAUCCUGGUUUUAAACUUUGUAAUUAUGUAUUAGUGAUAGAUAGUGUAUAUAAUACAAUAUAUAAGUUUUUUUUUAUAGUUGUAAUGUUUUGAAUGACUGUGUACUUUCGUUUUGAAUAUGUUUAUGAAAGAUAUCAAAUACAUACCAAACCCAC